UGUUGAUUUCCCAUAAUUCUUACUAAACGACAUGCAACUUCCUUUUUUGCCUCAAAUAUAGCCGAAAUGGCAGUUGGAAAGAAUAAGAGGCUUACUAAAGGUGGCAAGAAGGGUGGAAAAAAGAAAGUAGUUGACCCUUUUACAAAAAAAGACUGGUAUGAUGUCAAGGCCCCUUGCAUGUUUGUAGUCAGACAGAUUGGCAAAACACUAGUAACUAGAACACAAGGAACAAAAAUUGCUUCUGAUGGUUUGAAAGGACGUGUCUUUGAGAUUUCUCUAGCUGACCUCCAGAACGAUGAAGUGUCCUUCAGAAAGUUCAAACUAAUGGCCGAGGAUGUUCAGGGACGUAAUGUCCUAACAAACUUCCACGGAAUGGAUCUGACAAGAGACAAGCUCUGCUCUAUGGUGAAGAAAUGGCAGACACUGAUUGAGGCUAAUGUUGAUGUUAGGACAACUGAUGGAUAUCUCCUCCGUAUGUUCUGUAUAGGCUUUACUAAAAAGAAGGCAAUGCAGAAUAAGAAAACAUGUUAUGCUCAGCAUACACAGGUUAAAACCAUCAGAAAGAAGAUGGUUGAUAUUAUCACCAAGGAGGUGUCAACCAAUGAUAUGAAAGAGGUUGUCAACAAAUUGAUCCCAGACAGUAUUGGAAAGGACAUAGAGAAGGCCUGUCAAGGAAUCUAUCCACUUCAUGAUGUAUUUAUCAGAAAAGUUAAAGUACUGAAGAAACCCAAAUUUGAUUUGGGAAAACUGAUGGAACUUCAUGGAGAGGGUAGUGCUUCAAAGACAGUUGUUACAGAAUCUGGAGAAACAGUGGAGCGACCUGAAGGAUACGAACCACCAGUGUUACAAUCUGUAUAAUAUGGUGGACAAUAAAUAAAAAAAAAACUUUCAA
This is a messenger RNA of Mytilus californianus (California mussel), 892 nucleotides long. Its product is annotated as 40S ribosomal protein S3a-like. The coding region runs from base 67 to 858 and encodes 263 amino acids. The transcript is spliced from 6 exons. NCBI's taxonomy places the organism in Eukaryota, Metazoa, Mollusca, Bivalvia, Mytilida, Mytilidae. Gene Ontology annotation, biological process: translation. Gene Ontology annotation, molecular function: structural constituent of ribosome. The record is from RefSeq and is a predicted model, not a curated record. Gene Ontology annotation, cellular component: ribosome; cytosol.